AUGAGCCCAAAGGUCAUGAAUAACCAGUCAUUGGUGAUGGAAUUUAUCCUGCAGGGAUUCUCAGAAACACCCCAACUUCAGUUUCUCUCCUUUAUUUUCUUCCUCAUACUCUAUUCCAUGGCCCUCUGUGGAAAUUUCCUCAUCGUGAUGGUCAUCACCUUCAGCUCCAGGCUUCAUACUCCCAUGUACUUCUUUCUGGUCAACUUGUCUGUGUUGGAUGUUGUCUGUGCAUGUACUGUGGUUCCCAAGCUAUUGGGGAUCUUGGUGGCAGAGAAGAGAACCAUCUCAUAUGAAGGCUGCAUGACCCAGAUGUUCUUUCUGACAUGGUCUGUUGCAGCAGAGUUGCUGCUCUUUACAGCCAUGGCCUAUGAUCGCUACGUGGCCAUCUGCCAGCCCCUGCACUACAGCUCCAUGAUGAGUCCUCGGGUGUGUGCAGUUCUGGCUGGAGCUGUGUGGAGCAUCAGUGUGCUUGGGGCUGGGAUCAACACUUGUCUGAUAUUGCGGCUAACUUUCUGUGGGCCCAACGUGAUAGACCACUUCUUCUGUGAGAUCCCCCCAAUUCUACUAAUCUCCUGCUCCUCCACAUAUGUGAAUGACAUCAUGACUAUUGUGGCAGACAUUUUCUUUGCUGAUUUUAAUUUCUUGCUCACCAUGGUGUCCUACAGCUUCAUCAUCUCCACUAUCCUGAAGAUUCGUACAGCUGAGGGGAAGCGCCGUGCCUUUUCCACCUGCUCCUCUCACCUCACUGUGGUUACCAUGUACUACUCCACUGUCAUUUAUGCUUACCUAAGUCCAAGCUCCAGUUAUUCCCCAGAAGUGGGCAAGAUCCUGGCAGUGAUUUACUCCACAGUGAGUCCCACCUUGAACCCUCUCAUUUAUUCCCUCAGGAACAAGGAUGUCAAGGCAGCCCUCAAGAAAGUUUUGAUGAUUAUGUUAGAAAAACUGAAUUGUUAG
Messenger RNA from Chrysochloris asiatica (Cape golden mole), 954 nucleotides. RefSeq names its product olfactory receptor 13A1-like. Gene Ontology annotation, biological process: G protein-coupled receptor signaling pathway. Bases 1 to 954 code for a protein of 317 amino acids. The record is from RefSeq and is a predicted model, not a curated record. NCBI's taxonomy places the organism in Eukaryota, Metazoa, Chordata, Mammalia, Afrosoricida, Chrysochloridae. The transcript has a single exon. Gene Ontology annotation, cellular component: membrane. Gene Ontology annotation, molecular function: olfactory receptor activity; G protein-coupled receptor activity.